AUGGGCGCCGACACGGAGCCGGGCCCGCACCUACUGUCGCUCGCGGACGUCGGCGCGCUCGGCUUCGACUGCGCGCUCAAGCCGGCGCCCGCGCUCACCGCCAGCGGCGCACCGGCCGACCUCAACACGCCCGUCUCCACCUCCGACCUGCCGGCGUUCUUCCCCAGCCUACUGGAGCCGCCGCCCAUCUCAGGUACUCUACCGGGCGAUGAUCUAUCGCUGGGGUGUUCCCCGCGGCGGCACAAGCACGAGGCGUCGCUGUCGCCGGGCGCGCGCGCCGAGGACGCCAGCAACGCGUCCAGCGCCAGCGCCUCACUGUACGGGCCGCCGGCGACCAAGCGCGCGCCCUCGCCGCCCCUCCAGUGGCUGCUGCCGCCCGGCCCGGGCCCCGGGGUCGACAAGUACUUCCAGCACGAGUACGAGGAGCGCGUCGACCUGCUGCCGCCCGAGUGCCAGCCCUCGUACUGCGCGCCGCAGCAGCCCUGCCCGCCGCCGCAGCACUGCGAGUACCGGCCGCAGCAGCAGCAGCAGCAGCAGCACCCGUGGGACGCGCAGGAGUACGCCCCGCCCCCGCAGCCCGCGCCCGGCCCCUCGGGCCUGCCGAAGCGCGAGCCGUACCCGAGCCCCGCGGGCGACCGGCCCGUGCAGCUCGCCGAGUACAACCCGUCCACGAGCAAGGGCCACGAGAUCCUCUCGCAGGUGUACCAGCAGAGCGCGCAGCCGCUGCGCCUGGUCGCCGUCAAGCCGCGCAAGUACCCCAACCGGCCGAGCAAGACGCCCGUGCACGAGCGGCCGUACGCGUGCCCCGUAGACGGCUGCGACCGCCGAUUCUCCCGCUCCGACGAGCUCACGCGGCACAUACGCAUCCACACGGGCCAGAAGCCGUUCCAGUGCCGCAUCUGCAUGCGCUCCUUCAGUCGCUCGGACCACCUAACGACGCACGUGCGCACGCACACCGGCGAGAAGCCGUUCGCCUGUGACGUGUGCGGCCGCAAGUUUGCCCGCUCCGAUGAGAAGAAGCGGCACGCGAAAGUGCACCUCAAGCAGCGGCUGAAGCGCGAGCGCGGCGGGCCCGCGCCCCACGAGCCCCUC
Iphiclides podalirius (scarce swallowtail) is the source of this 1092-nucleotide messenger RNA. NCBI's taxonomy places the organism in Eukaryota, Metazoa, Arthropoda, Insecta, Lepidoptera, Papilionidae. The record is from the annotation of a GenBank genome assembly.